Molecule: messenger RNA, 875 nt
Organism: Arabidopsis lyrata subsp. lyrata
Lineage: Eukaryota; Viridiplantae; Streptophyta; Magnoliopsida; Brassicales; Brassicaceae
Product: glutathione S-transferase U28
Exons: 2
Coding region: 34-708 (224 amino acids)
Biological process (GO): glutathione metabolic process
Cellular component (GO): cytoplasm
Molecular function (GO): glutathione transferase activity
Source: RefSeq, a predicted model, not a curated record
AGUCUCUGUGUCAGGGAGCCUGUAGACCCAACAAUGGGGAAAGAAGAUAGCAAAGUUGUAGUUUUGGCUUUUUGGGCAAGUCCUUACGCGAUGAGGACGAAGAUUGCGUUGAGAGAGAAAGGAGUUGAGUUUGAGGUUCAAGAGGAAGAUCUGUCGAACAAGAGUGAGCUGUUGUUGAAAUCAAACCCUGUUCACAAGAAAGUCCCUGUUCUUAUCCACAACGACACACCAAUCUCUGAAUCACUCAUCCAGGUUCAGUACAUCGACGAGACAUGGACCGAUGCUGCAUCUUUCUUACCCACUGAUCCUCAAUCUAGAGCAACUGCAAGGUUCUGGGCUGAUUUCGCUGAUAAAACGAUUUCGUUUGAAGGAGGGAAAAAGAUUUGGGGAAACAAGAAAGGAGAAGAACAAGAGAAAGGCAAGAAAGAGUUUCUGGAGAGCUUGAAGGUUCUUGAAGCUGAGCUUGGAGACAAAUCUUACUUUGGAGGAGAGACCUUCGGCUAUGUAGACAUAACUCUUGUUCCAUUCUACAGUUGGUUCUACGCACUCGAGAAAUGUGGUGACUUCUCUGUCGAAGCUGAGUGUCCGAAGAUCGUGGCUUGGGGAAAGAGAUGUGUUGAACGCAACAGCGUUGCUGCUUCAUUGCCUGAAUCUGAGAAAGUUUAUCAACAAGUCCUUAAGCUCAGACAGAUUUUUGGUGUUGAAUGAAUGCAUUUAAAAAAAAACAAAGACUUCUUCUAAAAAAACAAAUACAACACCUAAUCUUGAUGAUGUUUUCACUUUUUCAUUUUUCUGUUUGAUCUUUGUUUGUUUUUCGCUUCUGGUGUAUGCAUGAUUCAUCUAUUUAAAUGGUCUAUGGAGAUGUUUUACUAACA